AGUAGGGUUUAAAUGAACAAUAUUUUUUUAUUAACCAUUUUGUCAGCAUCGUAACGAAACGUGGCAUGCCCUUUUCUCUCGGUAAUUUUCAAUAAAAUAAGCAUAUUAGCAGACAAGCAGACAGAGAGAGCAAGACGGUGAUAAUUUGAUUCUUCAAGUCUUUGAUUGAAGGUGAAAGAGAAGAAGAUGGCAGAUGAUUCAGAGUCAUUCUUUAGGAAGCACUGGGAAGGUUACAAGGAGUUUUGGGGUGAGAGAUUUUCCUUUCUAGAGAAUUAUUCAAGGUUCAUCAAGCGCGAUAACCCUCUUCCCUCUUGGUCUGCCUCUGAUGUUGAAGAGUUUAUUGCUUCAGAUCCCGUUCAUGGCCCUACUCUGAAGACUGCUCGGGAAGCAGCAAAGUUUGGCCUUGCAGGAAGUGUUAUUGGAGCAGUAUCAACUGCUGGUGUUGCCUGGAAAUAUUCAAGGAGUUUUCAUGGUGCUGGACUGUCCUUUCUUGCUGGAGGUGUUUUUGGUUGGACCUUUGGACAGGAAAUUGCAAAUCACUGGCUGCAACUCUACAGGUUGGACACCAUGGCUGCACAAGUUAAGUUCAUGGAGUGGUGGGAGAAUAAAUGUGAUAGGCGGGAUUAAGUUUGCAGGCUGUUGAAUGCAGUAUUAUGAAAUCUGUUCACCUUUUCUACAAUAAUAAUCAAAUUUCCCAUGUUAAAAAUGUAAUGGUUUUUUGCUGUACUUUUGUUUGACAUUAGAACAAUAAAAAAUUUUGAUGGGAUUUACAAUCA
Molecule: messenger RNA, 776 nt
Organism: Hevea brasiliensis (rubber tree)
Lineage: Eukaryota; Viridiplantae; Streptophyta; Magnoliopsida; Malpighiales; Euphorbiaceae
Product: succinate dehydrogenase subunit 6, mitochondrial
Exons: 3
Coding region: 187-627 (146 amino acids)
Source: RefSeq, a predicted model, not a curated record